Brettanomyces bruxellensis is the source of this 5526-nucleotide messenger RNA. RefSeq lists its product as uncharacterized. Gene Ontology annotation, molecular function: molecular adaptor activity. NCBI's taxonomy places the organism in Eukaryota, Fungi, Ascomycota, Pichiomycetes, Pichiales, Pichiaceae. The coding region runs from base 1 to 5526 and encodes 1841 amino acids. Gene Ontology annotation, biological process: proteasome assembly. The transcript has a single exon. The record is from RefSeq and is a predicted model, not a curated record. Gene Ontology annotation, cellular component: cytoplasm; nucleus.
AUGCGCUCAUCAGAAAAAACAUUGGUUGAGAAAGUAGAACUCAGGUUGGCAUUGGCUGACUCACCUGAGAAAAUUCAGCAAAUAGUUGAUACAUAUUUGGCCCCCUUACUUUUAAAACUUUCAUCCAAGGAACAAGCAGUAAGGUUAGAGGUUAUAAAAUGCAUUAAAAUAGUUUUAGCGAGAUUUAAUGCUUACACAAAUUUGAAAUUACCAGUCGACACAUUGAUUAAACAGGCAAAAUAUCCACAGGUCCCCGAGAGUAAUGACAUCAAAAAUGUACAGUUGUAUUCCCUUUUGUUUGCUUCAAAGGGUAUUUCAAGGUUUUCGAACCUUCAGAAGCAAGAGCUACUUCCAAGUCUGAUCGAGGGCAUAUCUGAUUAUAGUCAGUUAGUGAAUGCCCGACUUUUUGGCAUUCUUUGUAAACUUAUCAUAUCCUAUGACAAGAAAGACAUGAAUGUUGAUAAUGGGGAUUCCUUUAGAAAAUUCUUACAGCUUGAUGGAAAAAAUGCAGGAUAUGAACAUUAUUUGAUUGAAAAGUUCUCUCAAUUUAUGCUUCUUCAGCCAGUGAAAACAGAUGCUUCUGGUUUAAUUCCUAGAUGCUCUCUUCCAGGACUUUCAGAGAAAGAAAGCUCAUUUUUUACCUAUGAUGCAGGAUUAACAUUUAAUUAUCAAGUGUUAACACAAUACAAGCAGAAAAUACUACUAUUCACCGAAUUUGGCUUUAAAAAACAAAGUGCGUUGAUUGAUAUUUGUGCUUCGGCAGAUCAGAAUUCCUCGAUAUCUGAUCUAGCUUCUAAUAUUCUACAUAGGAAGGGUAUCGAGUCUGAUGAUGAUUUCAUUCAUUCUUUUCUGGAAAAGCUAUUUAUAGGGGAUGAGACUGCAGCUGUUCCUCCGGCUAGAGUACAGCUUCAAGCUAAAAUUAUGGAAGGGUUCUGCAAAAGUGAAAGUGUACUUAACUCCACCAAUUUGACUAAAAUUAUCGAGGUUGGAUUGAAUUCUUCCUUUCCUAAAUUAAAAAGUCAGACUAUUACUUUUAUUCGUUGGGUCACCAUGAACUUACCUAGCAAUGUUAAUUCUUUACCUUCGGAAAAGUUUGCUAGAACAAUUAGAGAUAAUUUACUUUCAGGGAAAGUUGACGAAAUAAGUAGUGAUAUGAGUAAUUAUUUACUUCAAAGAAGAUAUCAAUAUGAAGCUCUUGGCUUAAUUUUAGGAAGAUGCCCGGGAGCAUUAGAUAUGAGUAUGCUUAGAUUUUUGUUUGAUAUGCUUAAAACGGAGAUGCCAGAGCUUCGUACUUCGGUUAUUGAUAUUCUUUCUUCUUUAAUAGUUAGAUUGUCUGAAUUUAAGGAGAAAGAAAGGCUAAAAAAAUUUCUCACAGAAAUUAUAGACUCUGACUUUGGGUGCUCUGUUAAACCGGACGAAUGGGAGUGUUCUGCCAGAUAUAUUGCUGUGAAAUUUGUGAAUCAAGCAUUUCCUUUUCAUGAUGCGGAGGCACGGAUGCUUGAUAUUUUGGUACAAACAAAAAAUGACAAACCUGAGACUAUCCAAGAAGCGUGUAAAGGAUUACAGCCUUAUUUAUACGAAACAGAGCAUGCUACGGAAAUCAAAAGUAACACUGGGCCAUAUGGCAAUCAGGUACAAUUUCCAUCCUUUGAAUCGUUGAUUGAUAUUUUGGUUAGAAAAGAAACAAAUAUCAAUCUUGCAAAAGCUACUAAAUUUUGCUUUGAGACAUUAAUUAUGAAUUCUAUUGAGGGGUCAGAAACUGUGAUUACCUGUGAUGCGGACUGGGAACUAAGAAUAGAUAAUGCUACCGAGUUUGACCGAAGGACACGUUUACUUCUUCAAAGACAAAUAAGGAAACUUUGUCCCUUGGAUGACAGACAAGAUAUGGAUGGAGAUAUUUGUAUGGAUAAAGGGAAAUCAUCUGAUUGUGGCGUAAAUACGAUACAUUAUUUCUUAUCAACAUGUUUUAAAUAUUUCAUUGGGUCCAAAGAUACGGAUGUUGGAAGACUGUUGGUAAUACUUGUCUCAUUGUCACCAGCAUCUCUCGUUGAUAAAUUCUUAAAUCAGAUACCUUUACUUAUUGAUACAUUGCCAGCUCAAUUUUCGAGAACCGUUUCUACAUACGUCUCCCAAAUUUUGGGUAUUUUAUGUUCAAGCUCAUGCUUCACAAAACACAAGCUUGAUUUGGUUUUUAAUGGUCUUUUGGAGCACGAACAACUUCAGCCAUUAUGCUAUAUUGUCUCAAGAGCGAUGAUUACCAGAGGAACAAGCAUUUUUUCAGAGCCCAAGUUUACGAAGCUCUUGAGCAUUAUACAUUAUAAUUUGCUGGCAAAAUCAUCCGAGAAAAUAUAUGUUGCCAUGGAUUCACUUUCUCAGCUUGCAUUAUUUGGGUGCCUAGGCCCCAAGAUCCAAAUAUUACAGAAUAUUAAUGAUCAAAAGAGGAAAUUUAUAGAAGAACUAAAGCCACUACUAAGGUCUACACAUGACGAUUUGGCGGCAAUGACAUGGUCAUAUAUGAGUCUUACAUGUUUGCCAUCUAACUUAGAUACGCAAGUUGAGGCCGACAACAUAACUGAUAAUUAUACUUUUGAAAGUGCCUUAUUUGAGACAUAUUCCACAAGUCAUACAAAUUUUCUUUUCUCAGUUGGUGAGGCAUUUACUAUAUUAGCUAUGGGUUGGAAUUCAGGAAAAUUGAGUACUAAAUUUGAUUUAUCAGAUUCUGAUAUUCAAAUUACUGAGUUAAUACCCAAAUUCGAUCGCGUCGAUCAAAUAUUAGGGGUAAUUUUCCGGGCUUGUAAGUCAACAAAACCAAAACUAAGGAAGGCAGGAUGCAUAUGGCUUUUAUCAAUGGUCCAAUUUUGUAAAGGCUCUCCAGAGAUUAUUCAUCAAUUACCUCGUUUACAGACUAUUUUUAUAAGGUAUUUGAGCGACCGAGAACAGAUAAUUCAAGAAUCAGCUUCAAGAGGAUUGAGCAUUGUUUAUAACUUGGGAGAUAAUGCUUUAAAAGAUGAAUUAAUACACAACAUGAUGUUGUCUUUUUCCGAUUCAACAAAUACCCCGUUAUUAACAAGUGGUACGAUCGAAGGUAGCACAGAACUAUUCGAACCUGGCGUUCUGGGGACAAAAGAUGGCUCCAUCUCUACGUAUAAAGAUGUAUUGAAUUUAGCAUCAGAGGCUGGAGACCCCAGUCUCGUGUAUAAAUUUAUGUCCUUGGCAAAAAACUCAUCUCUUUGGUCCUCAAGAAAAGGCGUAGCGUAUGGCUUAGAAGCAAUAUUUGACAGGACUAAAUUAGACGAUAUUCUUCAGAAAGACGAGCAUUUAUCACAAAAACUUAUUCCUAACCUUUACCGAUAUCGAUUUGAUCCCAAUUUAUCAGUAUCGAGGGUCAUGAAUGACAUAUGGGAUUCAUUAAUUGUUGAUUCCAAUUCUCUUAUUGUUAAUAAUUUCGCCCUUAUUUUUGAUUCAUUAAUCAAAGGAAUGGGUGAUCACGAAUGGAGAAUUCGGCAAUCCAGCGCUGCUGCCCUCAAUGAUCUUUUACAACGUUGUCCGGAAACAAUUUUCUUUAACAAAAUCACAUUGAUUUGGCGUAUGGCCUUUCGAAUAUUGGAUGAUAUCAAGGAAAGUGUUAGAAAUGAGGGGAUUUCACUAACAAAGAAUUUGAUGCAAACAAUGAUCCAUACGAUAGAAAAAGAAGAAUGCGGUUCAAAGGAUGCUCUAGAGCAGCUGCUACCAUUUUUACUUGGAACAAAUGGCAUUUUGAAUAAUGCUGAUGAUGUGAAAACCUUUUCUCUUAGAGUUUUGAUGAAGAUAAUAAAAACGCGUUCAAAAUCAUUAAAGCCAUUUGCAGCAGAAACUAUAAAGCAACUUAUUUUGCUCAUGUCAUCCAUCGAACCACAAGCGGUGAAUUACUUAAGUUUGAAUGCAGAUAAAUACAAACUUACAGUGGAAGAUAUCGAUGCGCAAAGAUUAAGUUUGCUUAACAGUUCGCCUAUAAUGGAGGCAAUAGAAACAUUAAUGGAUCUUUUAGAUGAUGCACUGAUGCCUGAUUUUCUUGAUCAAUUAUCUGAUGCAGUAAAAAAAUCGGUUAACCUACCUUCUAAAGUCACGGCAUCCAAGAUUAUUGUUGAUCUCAUUGUUAAAUACUUUCCUUUGGCAAAAGACUAUGGUGACAAGCUUCUUAAAAUAUGCAUGUCGCAACUCAAAAGCCAUAAUAGCACAAUAGCGGGGUCCUAUGCAGUUGCUACUGGCUACUGUGUAAGAGUGUCUUCUUCAAAGAAAAUUUAUAAGUUGUCAAAAAAAUUGCUGAAAUACUAUUUCGAAGCACCUUCAGAUGAUAAUCAUUUACAACUUAUUUCCGCGAAGACAUGCUUAGCAAUUGUUAACUACUCUAAAGAUAUGUUUGACUCGGUUGACUCUUCAUUCGCUCCACUUAUAUUUGUUGGAAAACACGACACGGAUCACAAGGUUUCAUCUUCCUUUCGUGAAGCAUGGAAUGAGUCGAAUGGAUUUGGCGUGAAUACAAUAAAACUAUAUCUUUCGGAGAUUGUUAAGUUAAUCAAGACUAAUAUCAACACUAACAACAUUGGCCUUCGUCGUACAUUGGGUAUUACUGUUACAAGUAUAAUUCAAAACUUGGGUAAAUCAGUUGAUGCAUUUUCAAAUUGUCUUCUGGAUCUUUAUUCAAUUCUUUUGAGCUCCCUUGUUGGACGUUCAUACGAGGGUAAAGAAACAUUAUUGAAUUCCCUAGUUCUCCUUUCGAUAAAUAGUGCAGCAUUUUUAAACUCAUACUCGGAGUUACAUGAAAGGGUUACCAAGUGCGUUUUGAAGGAAGCGAGUAGGCAAAAUGUGGGUUAUAGGAAAUACAGUGUCAAAGCUCUGGGCAAAUAUCUUGGCUUUUUUACUGAGGAUCAGAAGUUUUAUGAUGCUUAUAUUAGCUGCAUGCGCUCUUUUUUGGAGAAAUCAUACAAAGAAGAAUUAGACUUUGAUGUUGAUGACGUUGGUAUCUCAAAGAAAGAUGACUUGAAAGUGCGAAAUCAGCUGAGGAAUGUUGCUUUUCGAAGAUCACUUUUGGAGAAUAUGACUAUAGCUAUUAACGAAAAAGAACCCAAUAGUAAACUAAUCGAGUUCAUUUUUGAAGAGGUAUUUAAAUUAUUUACAUCUGAUGAUUGUUCUGACUUCAGAACUAAAUUGGUAUUAAUGGAGUCCUUAAAGAAACUGAUCAUAAAACUUGAUCAUGCUGGUGUGAUAAAUAAUUCGAAGGAAAGUGAUUUACUAAUUAACAGUGUACUGGAAUAUUGGCAGAUUUUUCGGAAGGAGUUUUCAACACAUGACAAUAUUCAAAGAGUUGUUAUUGAAUUUAUAAGACUCACCACAUUAUUGGCAGAAAUACUCUUGAAGAAGAAUAAACCAUUCGAUACGGACGAGAUGAUUGAGAGUUUGCGAAAAAUUUCAGUAGAAAGCUCUGAUCCUGUUGUUUCUUGUGAGGCCAAGAAAAGUCUUGUGGGUAUUACCGCAUAUGAAGUAUAG